CUUCCUGUUUCAUGGCGCCACAGUGCACACUCUCUGUGUGUUGCGGAGGGUCUCCAGUUGACUAGAGCACCUUCUUCUGUAACUUCUAGUGGCUUCAGGCUACAUUUGAAGGAUCCUGGGAGACCCUCAAGCCGCGCAAUGGAAACAGUGGCCUUUGAGGAUGUGGCUGUGAACUUUAGCAUGGAAGAGUGGGCUUUGCUGAAUUCAUCCCAAAAGAAGCUCUACAGAGAUGUGAUGUGGGAAACAUUUAUGAAUGUAACUGCUACGGGAAGAACCUGGGAUAACCAGAAAAUUGAAGAAAAGCACACAAAUUUCUCACGAAAUCUAAGAUGUGAAGAAGUAGAGCAAUGCUAUCAGUAUGAAACUUGGAAUCAGCAAGAAGAAAUAGUCCUUUGGACUCCAGAUGCCAAUGUGAACAUGCAGCAAGCUGCUUUCAAACCAGCGGAGAGCCUUUCUGGUAGAAAGCCCCAGAUUGAUCAUUUGUCACUGACUGUGCCCAUCGGAGCUCACACUGGACUGAAACCACAUGAGUAUUUGGGAUUUGGAGAGAAGCUGUACCAAUGUGGUGAAAAUGGAAAAGACAGUGAUUUCCAGUCCUUUCAGAAGCAUACAAAGGGGAAAACUGGAGAGAAACAAUAUCAAUAUGAACAACAUGAGAGAACAUACUCUGAUAUUAGUGAAAGGACUCACCCUGCAGAGAAGACCUUUGUAGGUAAGAAGAGUCUGAAAUCUUCCAGUGCACCCAGUGGUGCGCGAAUCCAUGAUGGAAACUACAGUGAGGGUAAUCUACAUGUAGGCAAACAAUUUAUUUCUUCAUACUAUUUUCAAGUACCUAAAAGAAGAUGCGAUGGAGAGAAGUCUUAUGUGUCUAAGGAACAUACAAAAGCAUUAGCUCAUCAAUUUUCCUUUCAUAGUCAUAAAAGAAUUAACACUUUGCAGCAGCCCUAUGUAUGUAAGCAAUGUGGAAAAGCAUUCACUACACAGAGUUAUUGUGAAGUACAUGAAAAAAGUCACAUGAGACAGAAACCUUACAUAUGCCAGCAAUGUGGGAAAACAUUCUCUACACAAAGGUAUUGUAAAAUACAUGAAAGGAAUCACACAGAUGAGAAACCUUAUGUUUGCAAACAAUGUGGGAAAGCAUUCUCUACACAAAGUUAUUGUAAAAUUCAUGAAAGAAUUCACACUGGUGCAAAACCCUAUGUGUGUAAGCAAUGUGGGAAAUCAUUCACUACACAAAGUAGCUGUAAACUACAUGAAAGAAUUCACACUGGUGAAAAACCCUAUGUAUGUAAGCAAUGUGGGAAAUCAUUCACUACACAAAGUAACUGUAAACUACAUGAAAGAACACACACUGGUGAGAAACCCUAUGUAUGUAAGCAAUGUGGGAAAGCUUUUACCACACACACUUAUUAUAAAGUACAUGAAAGAAGUCACACUGGGGAGAACCCUUAUGUAUGUAAGCAGUGCGGGAAAGCUUUCAGUACACACAGUUAUUGUAAAAUACAUGAAAGUAUUCACAGAGGUGAGAAACCCUACAAAUGUAAGCAAUGCGGAAAAGGAUUCACCACUAGGUUCUCUUUGUAUAGUCAUAAAAGAAGUCACAUUGGUAAGAAAUCCUAUGUGUGUAAGCAGUGUGAUAAAGAAUUUUCUGAUUGGUCUUCAUUUUGUAGACAUAUACUGAAAAAUACUGGGGAGAAACCCUAUGCAUGUAAGGAAUGUGGGAAAGCAUUUAGUACACAAAAAUAUUGUCAGAUACAUGAAAGAACUCACACAGGUGAGAAACCUUAUAUAUGUAACCAGUGUGGAAGAGGAUUGGCCACUAAGUCCUCAUUUCGUAGACACAGAAGAAUCCACACUGGUGAGAAACCCUAUGAAUGUAAACAAUGUGGGAAAGCAUUCACUUCACAUGGUUCUUAUAAACUACAUGAGAGAAAUCACACAGGAGAGAAACCCUAUGCAUGUAAGCAAUGUGGGAAAGCAUUCACUACACACAAUCACUAUAAAAUACAUGAAAGAAGUCACACUGGGGAGAAACCUUAUGUAUGUAUGCAGUGUGGGAAAGCGUUCAUGACAAACAGUUAUUGUAAAAUACAUGAAAGAAUUCAUACUGGAGAGAAACCGUAUGUAUGUAAGCAAUGUGGAAAAGCAUUCACUACACACAGUUAUUAUAAAAUACAUGAAAGAAGUCACACUGAGAAGAAACGUUAUGUAUGUAAGCAGUGUGGAAAAGCUUUCAGUACACACAGUUAUUGUAAAAUACAUGAAAGAAUUCAUACUGGGGAGAAACCGUAUGUAUGUAAGCAAUGUGGAAAAGCAUUCAUUACACACAAAUAUAGCAAAAUACAUGAAAGAAGUCACACUGGGGAGAAACCCUAUGUAUGUGGGCAGUGUGGGAAAGGAUUUGCUUCAAGCUCUCCAUUUUGGAGGCAUAAAAGAAGUCACACCAGGGAGUAACUAUGUAUGUAAGAAAUGUGGGGAAAAAUGUAGUUGACAAAGUAUCAAAUACGUGAAGGAAAUUACACUAGGGAGAAACCAAAAAAUAUAUUCCCAGAUGGGAGCAUAUUCAUUUUGUGUUUUUUAGUAAAUCACUUGUAACUGAACUAUGUGUCAGUAGUAUUUGCUAUAAAAAACUGAGUUGACAUAAUAUAUUUUUGUAACUGAGUGUUUUUGAGGUUAACACAUAGGGCCUUUUAAUUAAAUAAGGUGAAUGAAAACACACUUUUCAUGUUCAAGUGGAGUUUGUUUUUAUUUUCUCUUCACCAUUGGGAAGUAAAAACAUUUUUGUUAAUAUGUUGGGAUUUCCUACUAUCUUGAUUUAAAUUGUUGGUGCAUACAUUUUAUAUUUUGUAUAACAAAAAUAUGUUUGAACUUGAUGUAAUAUAUAUAUAUUUAUAUCCAUGUAUAUAUAUAGAGAGAGACUAGUGAACAUGUGUUUCUGAUAAAGUUCAGUUGUUUUCAUACCACUAGUAGAGAAGCAAAACAUUAUUUUCAUACCCUGAGAAGAUAGCUGCAUUAUCGCAAUAUAAUUGUAUAUUAUAUCAAAUACAUAAUUUUGACUAUUCCAGUCAUUUUAAGGGAUUAUUACCAUUUACCUACAUUGUUAUGUUUUCUCAUCAAAUUUUACUUUUCGUGAUUGCAUUGUGAUGACUAUAAGUUUUGUGGUAAUUCUUCCACUACUUGAACCAAAACAUAAAUGGUACUGCCGUGAAAUUCUUAUUGCCACAAAUCAAGAUCACAACUUGUCUCUAAAAGGACAUUAUAAAUUGUAGUAAUAAAUCUCCAAAAAGCAUAAUAGUGAUAUGAUUUACCAGUAACAAUAUUUUCAGAGGAAUUUUUGUUGACAGUAGAGUUGUUUGAGGGGGAAAAUGAUUGUCAUUGGAUGUAAUGAGGCAAAUUCCUUUAUUCCCUGAUAUCAUGAGUGACAUUGUAUUUGUUAAUCAAUAUUGCUUUUAUCUCAGAAGGUGAAAUGAAGGAAAAUAAACAUUGAGUUUAGUAAAAA
Cavia porcellus (domestic guinea pig) is the source of this 3499-nucleotide messenger RNA. Its product is annotated as zinc finger protein 709-like. Lineage: Eukaryota; Metazoa; Chordata; Mammalia; Rodentia; Caviidae. Bases 139 to 2454 code for a protein of 771 amino acids. The record is from RefSeq and is a predicted model, not a curated record. Gene Ontology annotation, molecular function: DNA-binding transcription factor activity, RNA polymerase II-specific; RNA polymerase II cis-regulatory region sequence-specific DNA binding. The transcript is spliced from 4 exons. Gene Ontology annotation, biological process: regulation of transcription by RNA polymerase II.